Molecule: messenger RNA, 786 nt
Organism: Camponotus floridanus (Florida carpenter ant)
Lineage: Eukaryota; Metazoa; Arthropoda; Insecta; Hymenoptera; Formicidae
Gene: Tapdelta
Product: translocon-associated protein subunit delta
Exons: 2
Coding region: 199-717 (172 amino acids)
Cellular component (GO): endomembrane system; membrane; endoplasmic reticulum
Source: RefSeq, a predicted model, not a curated record
GACGACGUGUCAUCGACGUGGCACGUGGGACGUUGUCACUCGUCAAUUGUCGGUUGUCGACAGUUGUUGAUCAGUUGCCGGAUUGGAGUUGUCAGUCGUUCGUGGAAGGUUGGAACGAAUUUUUUCUGUGAUCACGAUAUUCUAUCGUAAAUAGUUGUGAUAAACAAUUGUCGCGUUCAAGAGAAGGACUCGUGAAAAAUGAACAAGAUCUUCUUUUCGUACGCUUUAGCGAGCGUAAUCAUUUCCGUGGCUUUCGCCACAGAUAAGGUCUGUCUGAAACCCGAAAUCGUUGCCUCGUCGUACGUGACAGAAGACGCGACGGUCCUCACGAACGUCGCCUUCACCAUGCAAUUCGUGCUAAAAUGCAGCAACGGUGUAAAAGGAAUCAGUCUUUACGCUGAGGUCGAGGGCAAGUUAUUACCGGCGGCUAGAUUGAGUGCUGAUAAUAAAUAUCAGAUAUCUUGGACGGAAGAUAUUAAGAAAGCGAGAUCUGGCGAUUACUACAUAAAAUUAUAUGAUGAAGACAAGUAUAACGCUGUUCGUAAAGCUAUCAGAAAUGGAGAGAGUAGUGACAGCGUGAGUCCUUUGGCGGUAGUUGUUCUCAACAAUCCAGGUGUAUAUCUCGGUCCUUGGGUGAAUUCUGAAUUUUUGGCUGCUUUCUUAGCUAGUUUUGUAUCUUAUUCGGCGUUUUCUGCGAAGUACAAACUUCUAGCGUAAGAAAUUUUUGUUAUUAAAAAAUAAAAUACUUAAAUAUAGCAAAAAGGAAAAGAUUAUUUAUUCUCAGAU